AUGUUCAAGUAUCAGUAUGAUUCGUUUGUAUUCAACUUACGCGCACUGGAAACCCUUUGGAGCAUUCCUACUACAAACAUUGAGGAGUACGCUGAGAUUGAUAGGAAGGUUAAUAUUGACAAUUCCAAGAAUGCUAGCUUUGAGCGCAGUGCAGAGGCAGGCCGCAGCCUCAAGGUCAGCCAAGCCUUGGAUGAGCGAGCAACAUGGCUUUACAGGUCCACUAGAUUGAGCACAUUGGCACAAGUACUGAUCUGUAUAGGACAAGUCCCUGUGGUUGCAGAGGUGCAAGUGAAGAAGAGGAGGUUGAGAGAAACGAAGAGUGCAAGAGAGGUUCUUGGAGCCAUAUGUUUGUAUAGUACAAAAGAUCAAGAAGUAGUAGUGAUAUUCAUUAGGAGAAAAAUGAGAAGGGGUUUAGUUGACUAA
Arabidopsis thaliana (thale cress) is the source of this 423-nucleotide messenger RNA. RefSeq lists its product as uncharacterized. The coding region runs from base 1 to 423 and encodes 140 amino acids. The record is from RefSeq and is marked reviewed. Lineage: Eukaryota; Viridiplantae; Streptophyta; Magnoliopsida; Brassicales; Brassicaceae. The transcript is spliced from 5 exons.